AUGACAGAAAAUACGAGAUCUCUCAGAAAAUUUUUUCUUUAUAAGUGUCUGUUUGCAUUAACUUUUUGGACCCAUGUCAACCUAGCUGUGGCAAAUGAACUCUAUAGAUCUCUUUUCAACAAUUUUCCAGAAGAUGGUUUUGACAAAAAGAUCCAGAGACUGCCACUCCUGUAUACAAACAGUCAUCAGGCCAAAGAUAAUUUUGACUGGGUUGUGAUACAAAAUACUACAGAAAGCCUGUCAUUGUCAGAAAUCACAAAUAACAAUGCACAAAAAUUAAAGACUUUAGUAUCCAGUUUCAAACAAGGCUCCAGGUUACAAAAUCUGACACUGACAAAUGUGUCGGUGGACUGGCUUGUUCUUAUUGCCAUUUUUCAGACGGUAUGGAAAUCAUCCGUUGAAUACUUAAGCAUGAACAGUGUAACGGCAUUGUCGGACAUCGAAAGCUAUGACUUUGACUACUCAGGUACCUCUAUGAAAGCACUGACAAUGAAGAAGUUUUUAAUCACAGAUCUGUACUUCUCACAGGAUGACCUAUACAAAAUAUUUGCAAAUAUGAAUAUUGAAGCCUUGACAGUAGCGGAAUCAGAGAUGAUACAUAUGCUGUGCCCUUCAUCUGACAGUCUCUUUAGAUAUUUAAAUUUUUUAAAGAAUGAUUUAACAGAUCUUCUUUUUCAAAAAUGUGACAAAUUAAUUCAACUGGAGACAUUAAUCUUGCAGAAGAAUAAAUUUGAGAGCCUU
This is a messenger RNA of Eurypyga helias (sunbittern), 741 nucleotides long. Its product is annotated as toll-like receptor 6. The transcript has a single exon. Lineage: Eukaryota; Metazoa; Chordata; Aves; Eurypygiformes; Eurypygidae. The record is from RefSeq and is a predicted model, not a curated record. The annotation marks the transcript as partial.